AUGAAAUCUUCAUUGUCAAUAUUUCGUUUAUUUCAAAUAAAUAAUAUAAUUCGUCGAUAUGCAUCAAAUGAAUUAUCUUCAUCAAUGGAUUUUGAAACAGCAAAAUCUCGUUUAGAAUCAUCAUCUGUUCAAGUUGAUAAUGAAACUAAAUUGAAACUUUAUGCUUUAUAUAAACAAGCAACAACAGGUGUUUGUUCAACAUCAAAACCUGGUUUAACUGAUUUUGUUGCUCGUGCUAAAUGGACAGCUUGGUCUUCAUUAGGAAAAAUGAAUCAACAAGAUGCACAAAAGCAAUAUAUUCAAACUGUUCAACAAUUAGUUUCUUCUUCAACAUCAAGCAAUCAAGUUAAUUCAACAUCUACAAGUGAAGAAACAACAAAUGAAAAAGGUCAAUCAACAGAAGAACAUGUUGAACUAAUAAAAAAAAGUCCAUCACAUUGGGAAAUUGUACUUAAUAGACCAGAAAAAUAUAAUGCUAUAACACGACCAAUGUAUGAACGUAUUAUGGAAAUAUUUGAUCAAGCUACUCAAGAUAAACAAUUAAUUCUUAUUUCAUUUACUGGAAAAGGAAAAUUUUAUUCAGCUGGAACAGAUUUAGCAGAUUUUGCUAAAAUGGCUACAUCAUCAACAAAUUUAAAAGAAUCAGUUGAACUUGGUCGAAUAUUAUUAGAAAAAUAUAUUGGAAAAUAUAUUGAUUUUCCAAAAAUUCUUAUUGCAUUUAUAAAUGGUCCAGCAGUUGGUAUAUCAGUGUCAACAUUAGGAUUAUUUGAUGGUGUAUAUGCAUCAUCUAAUGCAACAUUUUCAUUACCAUUUACUCGAACAGCUCAAUCAGCUGAAGGUUGUUCAUCAUUGACAUUUCCAUCAUUAAUGGGUUCACUUCAUGCUAAAGAUAUUCUUUUAUUUGAUCGAAAAUUAACAGCUGAAGAAGCUCAACAACGUGGUUUGGUUACAAAAAUUAUUGAUCAAAAUUUAUUUGAAGAAGAAAAAGAUAAAAUUUGUCAACAUAUUUUAUCAUUACCUCAUGGAAGUCUUUUAGCAAGUAAAUCAUUAAUGCAAAAAUGGACUAAAGAAACUUUUCAUCGUGUUAAUUCUUAUGAAGUUGAAAAUUUAAAACAACGUUGGUUAACAGAAGAGUUUGUUCAAGCUAUGAUGACAUUUGUUAGAGGAAGAAAAAAAACAAAAUCAUAA
Rotaria sordida is the source of this 1188-nucleotide messenger RNA. The record is from the annotation of a GenBank genome assembly. NCBI's taxonomy places the organism in Eukaryota, Metazoa, Rotifera, Eurotatoria, Philodinida, Philodinidae.